GGCUGUGGCCAAAAGGGAAGAGCAAGGGCAAGGCGAAGGGCAAGGAUGGAAGUCGAUCCGUCAAUGCCUACAUGGCCAGCGAGUACUUCGUUGGAGGUCUCGAGCUCAAUAAAGUCAACGAGCUGCACUCCGUGGCCUCGUCCGAUCCACCCUCGGCGCAGAAUGGACUUCUCGAUUGCGGAGCAACAGCUUCGGCAGCACCGGAGGCGAUUGUACAGUCCUUGAUCAGUGCUGUUUUGAGUCAGGACAAGAACGCUCGGAUUGAACUCGAUCAGUCAGCGAGUUUCUCAUUGUACACCUUGCCCAAUCCUGCUGAGUACUACCAAGCAAACUUUGACCGAUCAGCCCUAGUUCCCAUUUUGAUAGGUAUGGACUUCCUGGGAUCUGGUGGUGUUGGCAUGUUGAUUGAUUUCUCUACGGGGCUUGCAAUGUUGUCAAAGGAAGUUCGUCCCGAAAUAUUCCAGCUCUCCGUCAACAAGAAAGGGCACUUCACCAUGGAUAUCGUCCAUUACCUAACUAAUGGUCAGCGCUGCGAUGAAGGUCAAGCUCAUGUAGUUGUGCGUGAACUCAAUCAUAGCAGCAGCUUUCACUAUUCCCAACAGAUGCUUGAGCUGUGGACUGCGUGGAUUGAUCUGAAUGUGUCAGACCAACAGUAUGAUGCACGUGAGCUUGAGUUGUCUCGGAGUCGGCUGUUGACGCUGUACAAUCACUCUCGAAAUGCAUCGUCCCCGGCAACCUUUUGCAGCUCAAAUGUGUCGUUCAAGCACCGAACGCGCUAUCCCCACGACUUCCUCUACAAGUUCCUCUCCGAGCGAUGGCAGCCUCCUCGAGUCAAGCAAGCAACAGUGGCCGUGUCAUGGCCGGCAUCAACCGGGACCUCCACAGUCCAACCGGUGGGGCGAAUGGAUACACUGCAUGGUGUGCGACUAUCGACUCCUCUACACCCCGAGGAAGGGCGCUCCAGCAAAUACCACAUCGGUGAUGAACGGACCGACCGUGAAGGCAAUGACUCAGCUCCAACCGUUGAUGGGAGAUGUGCUGCCAACGGCACAAAUCUGCAAGCACAUGAUGGACAAGAUCACGGCGGAGGUGGUGUUGAACCGGCGGAGGUGGUGUUGAACAAGGCCAUCGUGGAGCGCAAGGCCAAGGCCGCAACAUCAGGGUAUCCUUCGCCGACGACCACGACGUCGAACUGGGAACACAUGGACCCCGACACGGAGCUGAUCGCAGCCUACGAGAGCCAGUUCGAGCAGGAGCAGUGA
This is a messenger RNA of Symbiodinium necroappetens, 1262 nucleotides long. Lineage: Eukaryota; Dinophyceae; Suessiales; Symbiodiniaceae. The record is from the annotation of a GenBank genome assembly.